CCGACGUUUCCCAACCCUCUCUUCUCCAUCUCCAUCUCCAUCUCCCUCUCCAACUCCACCUGCAAUUCCCGAUCGUCAUCGUCAUCUAGAUAAUUUUUUCAUCUCCAGUGAUCGAUUGAUUGAUUGCUGUUCAUCUCUCUCGUUCUGGAUAUCAGUUUUCGAUCGCAGUCCAGUGCACCAAUAUGAAUUGGGCUGGAUAAGUGAAAUAGAGAGAUCUCUUGAUGGAUUUCAAGAGAGGAUUGCGUUGGUUGGGAGGAUUAUAUGAAUUCUGGAAGCAAAAGAUUUAUUGAUUAUUUGGAUCAGAGUUUGGUGUCUUUAGUUUUUGAUGUGGUGUGACUUUUCUUGUGAGGUAUGAAUAUCGUCAAGGGUGUUGCUGAUCUUAUUCGAAGAUCAUCUGGUGGUCAAACUGGGGAAAGUUCUUCAUGGUCUCAUGGGGAGAACUUAUCUGCUCCGAGUCUGAUGAUCCGUUUUGGGGAGGUUGGUGAGGAGGCUGUAUUGGGUAUGCUUUGGCGUAGAUAUGAGAAUGCUAUAGACAAGAUGGAAAAGAAGAAGUUGCUUCAAGUUUUUCUACUACACUUUAUACAAAAACAUAAAAACUGGAAGCCUGUGGACAAAGACCUAUCAGAAUCUGAGGAUGUUGUAGUAGGUUGCUCUGUGGGCCAUCCAUCUGACGUUAUUCUUAUUCUAGUUCAAGAACUAGCUCGGAUAACUUCUCUUUUAACUGAAUUUGACAACAGUGCUGCACUAGUCAAUAUUGGGGCAUCUGAAGCGUCUAUGAGUUUGGCUUUUGCAACAGAAGAGCUGUAUGUUUUAGAUUGCUUAACAAUCAUAACUCGCUCAAUACAUAAUUGUAGAGCAUUUGGCUACUAUGGAGGGCUGCAAAAAGUGACCGCUCUUAUGAAGGCUGCUGUUAUACAACUGAAGGCGUUAUGUGCAUCUGCGGUGGAUGAACAAGUCUCAAGUUAUGCUCUUGAGAAGAUGAGGAUUCUGCAAAAGAUUCUUGUAUAUGCUGUUUCAAUAAUUUUUACUUUCAUAGACUUCCAUUCAGUUACUCAGAGCAUGCGACAUUUAGAUGUUAGUGACCAAAAAAUUUUGAAGGAUGAUGUGCAUGAGCUUCAUCCAAAUGAUCUAUGUAGUCCUGCAUUUGAGACAAGGCUCCAGUGGCAGAGAAAGGCAGCCGUAUUAGUUAUGGAAACAGGUGGUGUCAAUUGGGUAGUAGAGCUUUUGAGGGUUAUUAGAAGAUUGAAUUUAAAAGAGCAAUGGAUUGAUUUGUCACUGCAAUAUCUAAGUUUGGGCACUCUAAAGUGUGCUCUAUCUGGAAAUCCUCGGGCUCAAAAUCAUUUUAGAAGCAUUGGUGGACUUGAUGUAUUACUAGAUGGGCUUGGUCUUCCAUCAAGUAAAUAUUCAGUUUCAAAGAAUGCUUUCCUCUCAGGAGAAGAAAGAGCAAAAGGUCACAUUUUUCGAAUCUUUAAGCUCCAAAUUCUUUCUUUGGAGGUCCUAAGGGAGUCAACGUAUCCUUAA
Dioscorea cayenensis subsp. rotundata (Guinea yam) is the source of this 1521-nucleotide messenger RNA. RefSeq lists its product as uncharacterized. Lineage: Eukaryota; Viridiplantae; Streptophyta; Magnoliopsida; Dioscoreales; Dioscoreaceae. The transcript has 8 exons. The record is from RefSeq and is a predicted model, not a curated record. Bases 352 to 1521 code for a protein of 389 amino acids.